Messenger RNA from Glycine soja, 2022 nucleotides. Its product is annotated as internal alternative NAD(P)H-ubiquinone oxidoreductase A1, mitochondrial-like. The transcript is spliced from 9 exons. NCBI's taxonomy places the organism in Eukaryota, Viridiplantae, Streptophyta, Magnoliopsida, Fabales, Fabaceae. Gene Ontology annotation, molecular function: NADH dehydrogenase activity. The record is from RefSeq and is a predicted model, not a curated record. Bases 69 to 1595 code for a protein of 508 amino acids.
AGUUCUUACACAAAAUCCACUGAAACCCAUUUGAGGUUGAGACCAAACCAAACUAACAAGGAUCAUUCAUGGCUUGGUUAAGAAACCUCUCAAAGUUUGCCACCAUGAAAAGAGCAUCAUCAUCAUCUCAAAGACCCAAAAACACUGACCCAUUUUGUCUAUUACCCUCCUUCACUUUUUUUUCCAACUUCAGCACUAACACCAUUGAGGAGAAGCCCUGUGUGAAGCCAGUUGAGUAUAAUAAUUAUUCGGGCUUGCAGCCAACAAGGCCUCAUGAGAAGCCACGUGUGGUGGUGCUGGGCUCAGGUUGGGCCGGGUGCAGGCUCAUGAAGGGCUUGGACCCUCGUGUGUAUGACAUUGUUUGUGUCUCACCUCGCAACCACAUGGUCUUCACCCCUCUAUUAGCCUCUACUUGUGUUGGAACUCUUGAGUUUAGAUCCGUUGCUGAACCCAUUGGGAGGAUCCAACCAGCUAUUUCUAGAGAGCCUGGUUCUUAUUUCUUCCUCGCCAAUUGUACUCAAAUUGAUGCACAUAACCAUAUGGUGCACUGUGAGACUGUAACCGAAGGAGUAGAGACAAUAGCUCCCUGGAAAUUCACAAUCUCAUAUGACAAGCUGGUAAUUGCAUUAGGGUCACAGCCUUCCACUUUUGGAAUUCAAGGAGUCAAAGAACAUGCCAUCUUUCUUCGUGAAGUUCACCAUGCACAGGAAAUUCGUAGGAAGCUGCUCCUGAACUUGAUGCUGUCUGAUGUUCCAGGUAUUUCAGAAGAGGAGAAGCAAAGGCUUUUACAUUGUGUGGUUGUGGGGGGUGGUCCUACUGGAGUAGAAUUCAGUGGUGAGCUUAGCGAUUUUAUCACGAAAGAUGUUCGUCAGAGAUAUGUCCAUGUAAAGGAUUACAUCCGUGUCACUUUAAUUGAGGCAAAUGAGAUAUUGUCUUCCUUUGAUGACCGGCUUAGGCGCUAUGCUACCAAGCAAUUGACAAAGUCAGGAGUUCGUCUUGUUCGUGGCAUUGUGAAAGAUGUUAAACCUCAGAAGAUUUCCCUUAAUGAUGGCUCUGAGGUUCCAUACGGGUUGUUGGUAUGGUCCACUGGUGUUGGUCCAUUGCCUAUGAUUCAAUCUUUGGAUCUCCCAAAAGCUCCUGGUGGGAGGAUUGGUGUUGAUGAGUGGCUCCGUGUUCCUUCGGUACAAGAUGUGUUCUCAAUAGGAGACUGCAGUGGAUUUGUUGAAAGUACUGGAAGACAAACACUUCCUGCAUUAGCCCAAGUUGCAGAGAGGCAAGGUAAAUAUUUAGCAGCUCUACUAAACAAAAUUGGAAAAGCAGGUGCAGGCCAUGCAAACAGUGCAAAAGAAAUAGAGUUUGGGGAUCCAUUUGUUUAUAGGCACCUUGGAAGCAUGGCAACUAUUGGUAGAUAUAAGGCCCUUGUUGAUCUUAGACAGACCAAGGAGGCAAAAGGGUUGGCUCUGGCAGGAUUUCUGAGUUUUUUUAUUUGGCGCUCGGCAUACAUCACGCGUGUUAUCAGCUGGAGGAACAGAUUCUAUGUACUUGUCAACUGGAUUACAACUGUGGUAUUUGGCCGCGAUAUAAGCAGAUUAUGAAAAUCAUAAGGGGUUCUUCAUAGAAGCAAGUAACUAUCAAGUCAUCAAGAGAUGAACAUUUGCUGCACUAGUUCAUGACAGCAAUGGAACUGCACUAGUUCAUGACAUUUACUGGAUGUGUUCCAUUUGAUAAAAACAUUUGCAAAUGAAAGAGGAUAUUGAGGAACGUGCUUGAGGGACAAGGCAAUGAAACUUGCAUCUUGAAACCAACGUAGAUUAUUUGUACACAUUUUUCUCUUGUAGCGUCUCAUCAAUCAGAAAUGUAGCCAUCCUAAGUCUUUUUGUACAUAUUGAAAACCAAGAAAGAAAUUUUCAUGUUCAUGUACUGUUCAUGAAAUGUGUGAUCAGUGAUCACAAUAUCAGUUCAGCUGUUCGGUUACCUAAAUUUUCAUGAUCUCUUUUCUAUCAGAAGAUUAUUGAAUCACAA